Molecule: messenger RNA, 2628 nt
Organism: Lodderomyces parapsilosis
Lineage: Eukaryota; Fungi; Ascomycota; Pichiomycetes; Serinales; Debaryomycetaceae
Product: M1 family metallopeptidase
Exons: 1
Coding region: 1-2628 (875 amino acids)
Biological process (GO): proteolysis; peptide catabolic process
Cellular component (GO): cytoplasm
Molecular function (GO): metalloaminopeptidase activity; peptide binding; zinc ion binding
Source: RefSeq, a predicted model, not a curated record
AUGACACACAGUAACAACACUCCCUAUUACGAAGCAUUACCAACCAAUUUGAAACCAGUUCAUUACAAUGUCUCAAUUGCAGACAUUGACUUAAUCAAUGACACAUUCAAAGGAGUUGUUGAAAUUGACUUGAAUGUGAUUGAGCCUACUGAUGAAAUACACUUGAACUAUAGAGAUAUUACAGUGUCAAAGGAAAACAUUGAAAUCACCUAUGGCGAAAAAGUAGUGCCAAUUGAGUCACUCACUGAGUUCAAGACAAAGGAAUACUUUGUCAUCAAGUUGAAAUCAACUUUGGAAACUGGCAAAGCGUUUGUCAAGAUCAAUUACGAUGCCAUUGUUCAAACUAACAUGGCCGGGUUUUACAAAUCAGCUUAUUUGGAAGAUGGAGUUGAAAAAGCUAUGUUGAGCACUCAAUUUGAAGCCACGGAUGCAAGAAGGGCAUUUCCGUGUUUGGAUGAACCACUUUUGAAGGCAACUUUCAAAGUGAGAAUAACUGCCAAUUCAGAAUGGACAAUUAUUAGCAACACCCCAGUUGAAUCUCAAAGUGAUGCCUCCGAUGGGCUAAAGACAGUCGAAUUUGAAAAGACGCCAAUCAUGUCAACUUAUUUGUUGGCUUGGGCAUGUGGGGAUUUCGAGUAUGUUGAGAGUUUCACUAAGGACGAAUACAAUGGGAAGCCAUUACCAGUGAGAAUAUACACCACCAAGGGGUACAUUCACGAGGCUCAAUUGGCUUCGGAAAUCACUCCCAAAAUUGUUGAUUAUUUUUCAAAAAUUUUCCAAAUUAAGUACCCAUUGCCUAAAUUGGAUCUUAUUGCUGUGCAUUCAUUUUCGCACAAUGCCAUGGAAAAUUGGGGUCUUAUUACUUAUAGAUCAACAGCUUUAUUGUAUAAUGAAACCAAAUCGGAUCCAUCAUACAAACAAAAAGUGGCGUAUGUUGUUGCUCAUGAACUUGCGCAUCAAUGGUUUGGUAACUUGGUGACUAUGAAGUGGUGGGAUGAAUUGUGGUUAAAUGAAGGAUUUGCAACUUGGGUUGGAUUCUUGGCUGUUGACUACCUUUAUCCUGAAUGGGAUAUUUUUAGUGAGUUUGUUAGUGAAUCUUUGCAACAAGCUUUGGAAUUGGACGGGUUGAGAAACUCGCAUCCGAUUGAGGUACCAGUGGUUGAUGCAUUAGACAUUGAUCAAGUGUUUGAUGCAAUCAGCUAUUUGAAAGGUGCUUCAACAAUUUUGAUGAUUUCAAAGUACUUGGGAACUGAUUUAUUUCUUAAGGGAGUCUCACUGUACUUGAGCAAGAACAAGUAUGGUAACGCCACUAGUCAUGAUUUAUGGACAAGUGUUGGCGAAGUUAGUGGGAAGCCAAUAGAUCGAUUGAUGGAUACUUGGAUUAAAAAAGUCGGGUUCCCUCUUGUUAAUGUUGAAACAAACACGCAGAAGAAGUUGCUACUCUCGCAAGCGAGAUUUUUAAAUGGUGGUGAUGUGAAGCCAGAUGAAGAUGAAUCAAUUUGGUGGGUUCCAUUAAAUGCCAAAUCGGAUUCCCCGAUCCCCCUUGAUUCAUUCGAUCAAAGAAACGCGUCUGUUGAUGAUGUUGAUUUGAAAAAUGGCAAAUUCAUAAUUAACUCGGAUACUGCAGGCUUUUACCGAGUCAAUUACUCUGACGAAAUCUUGACUCAAAAUGUUAUUGCUCAUUUCGAUUCAUUGACGUCAAGGGACAAGGUUGGUAUCAUUGCUGAUUCGGCUGCUCUUGCAUGUGCGGGAAACAACUCGACCACAAAUUUCCUUAAAUUAGUUGAAAAGAUCGUGCCUCAAUUGGAUGAUGAUUAUGUUGUUUGGUUAGAAUUGGGUAAGAAAUUGAAUCAAUUCAGUAUUGUUUUCACCACUGAGGAGUCAAGAUCCAAAAUCAAUGCAUUUUUGAAACUGGUUUAUUCAAAAAGUGCAAUUGCUAUUGUCGAUAAAUUGAAAACAGCCCCAAGGGGCAAUCACAACUCCAACUUUAUCCAAACUAAAUUGAGGUCGGAAAUUUUGACUAAAGCUGGUAAGUUGCAAAUCCCAGAAGUUUAUGACUACGCAUUAUCUUUGUUCAGUAGUGAUGAGCCUAUUCAACCAUGGUUACGUUCAUUUGUGUACUCCACCAUCGCUUCAUCUCCAGAUUUUACAGAGGACCAAUUCAACAAGAUUUUAAAAUUGGUAACACACCCAGAUUCAUUGGAUUCUCGCGAAGUUGCAUUAGCUGCGCUUGGAUCAGUGACCAAUAAGACCAUAUCGAGUCAAUUAAUUGCAUUAUUGGUGAAACCAGAUAUCAUUCCAACAAUGGAUGCACAUUUCUUGGGACUGAGAUUGAGUGCCAAUAGUGCCACAAGAGAUGAAUUUCUUGAUUUCUUUUUAGACAAUUAUGAUGCUAGUUUUUACCAGAUUAUGUCGGCAAAUAUGGUAGUUUUGGAUCGUUUUGUGAAAUUGACGUUGAAGAAUUUCCAAAGUUUGGAGAAGUUGAACAAGAUUGACAAGUUUUUCAAAACUCGUGAUGUUCAUGGAUUUGAACGUGCUUUGAAACAAUCAUUGGAUCAUGUUAGAAUUAAUGCCAAUUGGUACGCUAGAGACCACGAUGAAGUGAUGUCCUUCUUGGAAAAGUAUUGA